Molecule: messenger RNA, 1836 nt
Organism: Acanthopagrus latus (yellowfin seabream)
Lineage: Eukaryota; Metazoa; Chordata; Actinopteri; Spariformes; Sparidae
Gene: ppme1
Product: protein phosphatase methylesterase 1
Exons: 14
Coding region: 317-1450 (377 amino acids)
Biological process (GO): protein demethylation
Molecular function (GO): protein methylesterase activity
Source: RefSeq, a predicted model, not a curated record
AUAUAAAGAGCUGCUGGAUACUAGAGCAUGUUUCACAGUCAGUAGAUGGCAGUGAUGCUUUGAAAGGUCCUCGCUAACCUACGAGGGUAACGCGUAACCGUAGAAGAAGAAGCCGACCCAAAAUAAUCACAGCAGCCGCCGAAGAAGAGUCGCUGUUAGCCGUUAGCUUGUCAGAAAAAAAAACGUAGCGUUAGCCGAGAUUUGCUCAAUGCCUGGCUAGCGUCGCUGCAGGUGUCGAGCAAAAUCAUAUGCUGCGAAAGAGAGGGAAGGUCGCACCACUCAGUUCCUGACAGAGACCGACCCCGCCUUCGACAACAUGGAGAAACAGUUGCACUUAAACCUGUUAUCCUCCAGACCUCCUAUGGCUGGUGGUUUUCAGUCCGGCUCCAAAAUGAAAAUGGGACCUGGACGGAAGAGAGACUUCUCCCCGCUGCCCUGGAGUCAGUACUUUGAAACCAUGGAAGACGUUGAGGUGGAAAAUGAAAAUGGCAAAGAUAUUUUCAGAAUUUACUGCAGCGGUUCCCAUGGUCCUGUGCUGCUCUUGCUGCAUGGAGGAGGCCACUCUGCACUCUCCUGGGCAGUGUUCACUGCCGUCAUAUACAGCAGGAUCAACUGCAGAGUGGUGGCCUUGGACCUUCGCGCUCAUGGCGACACCAAAGUGAAAAAUCCUGAUGAUCUGUCUGCAGACACUAUGGCCAAGGAUAUUGGCAAAGUGGUAGAGGCGCUCUAUGGAGAGAAUCCUCCUCCAAUCAUGAUCAUCGGACACAGCAUGGGUGGAGCCAUUGCCGUUCAUGCAGCUGCUGCCAAUCAUAUACCAUCUCUGCUUGGCCUCUGUGUCAUUGACGUUGUAGAGGGUACAGCAAUGGAUGCGUUGAACAGUAUGCAGAAUUUCCUCAGAAGUCGGCCAAAGACAUUUAAAUCUCUGGAGAAUGCCAUUGAGUGGAGUGUGAAGAGCGGCCAGAUCCGAAACAUUGAGUCAGCACGAGUGUCAAUGGGAGGCCAGGUGAAAAAAUGUGAGGAAUCCACCAGCAGUCCAGGUGUGUCUAACAGCAUUGGUGAAGGUAUAAUAGAAGAAGAAGAGGAAGAAGAAGUGGAGGAAGAAUCUAAUAAGAAGAGGAUGAAGGAAGAUGAUCAAGAGAUAAAAAAGGAAACAGUAUUUACCUGGCGAGUGGAGCUGUCGAAGACGGAAAAGUACUGGGAGGGCUGGUUCAGAGGCCUGUCUGCCCUCUUUCUCACUUGCCCUGUACCAAAACUACUUCUGCUCGCAGGAGUGGACAGGCUUGACAAAGACCUUACUAUUGGACAGAUGCAAGGAAAGUUUCAGAUGCAGGUCCUCCCUCAGUGUGGUCAUGCUGUCCACGAGGACGCACCUGAAAAAGUAGCAGACGCUCUAGCAACAUUUAUGGUCCGGCACAAGUUCACUGAGUUUAAAGAAGGAUACCUGUGCUAAUUUCCAGUUUCAGUCUAUAUAGCCAGCAGCCAUAGAAGAAAUGUUUCAAGACUCAUCCACAUCCUCGCCUGUACAAUUAAACAGCAAAUUAAGGAAAAUAUAACUAUUAUUAUUAUUAUUAUUAUUAUUAUUAUUAUUAUUAUUUUGCUUCUGUUAUGUGAUUCUUUGCCUUUUAGCUUUGCCUUAUUUUUAUUUGAAAACACUGGGAUUUGAUUGUACUUUUCCUUUUACAAUAUAUUUUUUUUAAAUCUUUGAAUGCUCCCCUUGUUUCGUGGUUUAUUUUUGAGUGACUGCAUCAUUGUCAAUGUGUUUGUAAUGUUUGAAUUCAAAUUAAAUGAUUAAAGGUGGACGCUGUAAAAAAAAAAAAAAAAAAAAAAAAAAAAAAA